Messenger RNA from Puccinia graminis f. sp. tritici CRL 75-36-700-3, 774 nucleotides. RefSeq lists its product as uncharacterized. The record is from RefSeq and is a predicted model, not a curated record. The coding region runs from base 1 to 774 and encodes 257 amino acids. The transcript has a single exon. Lineage: Eukaryota; Fungi; Basidiomycota; Pucciniomycetes; Pucciniales; Pucciniaceae.
AUGCCACCAAUACAGGCAUCAAGGCUAAGAUUUGCUACAUCAACACCCUUUGAUGAUGGAACGCAAGGAUUGGAUACAACCAUUGGAGCCGGAGAGGAGUCAUUUUUAAACUUGGAAGGGGCGUCCCCAUCUAGCCAAGGAAGACCUAAGACUAGUAUAAAGUUACCAGAUGAGCAAAAGGGAGUGAUGUUAGAUGCUAAAAAGACAAACCUUCAUUUUGAUGGGACCGAAGUAGAAGUAUUCAUCAGAAGAGUAGAAAAGCUAGCCUUUAUACAGAAUGCGGGAACAGUGGAUCUAGCAUUCCAACUACCCCUCAUUAUCAACAACAAGAAAAUCAGUGAGGCUAUAGAACAGAUGGAGGGGCAUGAAACGGGAGACUGGGAACUAUUGAAGAAAGAAUUGACCCGCAAGUGGGGACAAGCCACACCAUUCAGAAAGUAUAGAGAAGAUGCCAUACCUCGAUUAGUUCAGAAGGCCCAAGAAGGUCAGGGCAUAAAAACCAGGAUGGAAUACAUGAAAUUUGUAGGAGAACUGGAAGAAAUGACCGACUACUUCACACAGAUGGGUUACAGCCACCUAAACCCCAAUAGCGGGAAUCCCCUUGGGAGUUCCUUGUCCACAGAACUUAAGAAGGAAGUGACUAAGGAACUAGCACAUGCCAAAAAGCUCAAAAAUACUAAAGAUGGCAGGAAUAUGAUCCUGGAACUAGAUAUCCUCAAGGAAUAUGUAGAAUUAGCCCUCAUCAUUAUUGAUUUUGACGAAGACAAGCCAUAA